AUGCCCAGCCCCACGGCCAGCCCCACUCCCAGCCCCACGCCAAGCCCUACUCCCAGCCCCACACCCAGUCCGACUCCCAGCCCCACGCCCAGCCCCACGCGUAGCCCGACUCCCAGCCCCACGCCUAGCCCAGGUCUCAGCCCCACGUCCAGCCCCACGCCCAGUCCGGCUACCAGCCCCACGCCCACCCCCACAUUCGUGCCCACUGCUGGGCCCUCGCUGGCACCAACGCCGGCACCCACGCCCAACCCCACGCCUAGCCCGACUACCAGCCCCACUCCUAGCCCGACUCCCAGUCCCACGUCCAGCCCCACGCCCAGCACCCCGCCCAGCCCGACUCCCAGCCCCACGCCCAGCCCCAUGCCCAGCCCGACUCCCAACACCACAUCUAGCCCUACGCUCAGUCCGACUGCCAGCCCCGCGCCCAGCCCGACUGCGAGCCCCACGUCCAGCCCCACGCCCAGCCCCACAAGUGGGGCCAGCAGCGCCACCGUGACAAGCAGUAGCGCGGCAAGCAACACCAUGGUGACCAGCACGAGUGGGACCAGCAGCGCAACCGUGACAAGCAGCAUUGUUACCAGCAGCGCCACUGUGACCAGCACGAGUGGGACCAGCAGCGCAACCAGAACAACUGCGACCGCAACCAGUACGACGCAGUCUACUACAACUACGCCGCUUUAUGUCGUAACCAGUUCGAUGUCGUUCGAAAGUUCUGGCACUGAAGACGAGGUGACGGAUGUGGUAACUUCGCAUUUGUGCGGUGGCGGAUUUCGGCGUAGAUGA
This is a messenger RNA of Prorocentrum cordatum, 783 nucleotides long. The record is from the annotation of a GenBank genome assembly. Lineage: Eukaryota; Dinophyceae; Prorocentrales; Prorocentraceae.